Messenger RNA from Fonsecaea erecta, 612 nucleotides. RefSeq lists its product as hypothetical. The transcript has a single exon. Lineage: Eukaryota; Fungi; Ascomycota; Eurotiomycetes; Chaetothyriales; Herpotrichiellaceae. The coding region runs from base 1 to 612 and encodes 203 amino acids. The record is from RefSeq and is a predicted model, not a curated record.
AUGCCAGAAGCGUUGGACCCCAAAGAAGUCAACUCCCGGACCGACCCCUCGGUCGCGAAACAAUAUGACCGCGGAACUCCCAAAGCCGACCAGUGGAAAGAACUGUACGAGCUCAUUGACGGCAAAAAGAUAAGCAUGUUGAACACAUACCGACAGGGGGUUGGCCCCGUUGGCCGCUCCAUGGCCGUUGCCAAACGCUCUGGACCGGACAUCUUGUACCUGGCGAACAAGAACUCGAGGAAAUUUCAAGAUCUGGAAAAGAACAAGGAAGUUCAGAUUAUCAUCCAAGACAGCAAGACCCAGGACUGGAUCUCCAUCACCGGGACUGCCACGACGGCCAGCAACGACGAUCCGAGGAUCAAGGAGUUGUAUAGCUCAGAAAUCAGCGCGUGGUUCGGGGAUUUGAAAGACGGUGUUCACGACGGGACCUGGAAGGAUCCGCGAAUGAGCCUGAUAGAGAUCCAGAGCAAGUAUAUCGUGUAUUGGAAGAAGGAGGUGUCGAGCCUGGGGUUUUUGAAGGAGGUGGGUACUGCAGCCCUGACUGGUAGUGUGGCUCAGACUGGGGUGCAUCGUGAGUUGACAGAGGAAGACAUCCAAAAAGAGCGUGUGUGA